Malania oleifera is the source of this 6513-nucleotide messenger RNA. Its product is annotated as heat shock 70 kDa protein 17. Gene Ontology annotation, biological process: negative regulation of hypoxia-induced intrinsic apoptotic signaling pathway; endoplasmic reticulum unfolded protein response; cellular response to hypoxia. Gene Ontology annotation, cellular component: endoplasmic reticulum chaperone complex. The record is from RefSeq and is a predicted model, not a curated record. Gene Ontology annotation, molecular function: ATP binding; ATP-dependent protein folding chaperone. The transcript is spliced from 14 exons. Bases 113 to 2803 code for a protein of 896 amino acids. Lineage: Eukaryota; Viridiplantae; Streptophyta; Magnoliopsida; Santalales; Ximeniaceae.
CGAGAAACUCGCGUCGUCCUUCUCUUCUCGGCCGUCCUCAGAGCUGCCACAUUCUGCGUCUUCUUCGUCGUCUCCGUCUAUGCAUUCUCAGUUGUAAACUCUAGGUUUCGCGAUGGCUAUCUUGUUCAGGUUAGGGUUUUUACUAUCCAUUCUCGCGCUGAUCCCUCUCCGCUCCCAAUCAGCCGUUAGCAGCAUAGAUCUGGGCUCCGAAGGUCUCAAGGUCGCCGUGGUCAACCUAAAACCUGGACAGAGCCCCAUUUCAAUCGCGAUUAACGAAAUGUCAAAGCGCAAGUCCCCUGCCCUCGUCGCCUUUUACGCCGGCAACCGCCUCAUUGGAGAAGAAGCCGCCGGCCUCGUCGCCCGGUACCCCGACAAGGUCUACUCGCAAUCGCGCGACGCGAUCGCGAAACCGUUCAAUUACGCGAAGCAUUUUUUCGACUCCCUUUACUUGCCAUUCGAUUUGGUUGAGGAUUCGAGGGGCGUCGCGGGGUUUAGAAUCGACGAUGGGGUUACGGUUCACUCGGCGGAGGAAUUGGUGGCGAUGAUUUUGGGUUACGCGUUAAAUUUGGCGGAAUUUCACUCGAAGGUGCCAGUUCGGGACGCUGUGAUCACCGUGCCGCCGUACUUCGGGCAGGCGGAGCGGAAGGGGUUGCUUGCGGCGGCGCAGCUGGCAGGGCUUAAUGCUCUAUCGCUUGUGAAUGAGCACGCGGGGGCUGCGCUUCAGUAUGGGAUUGAUAAAGAUUUUUCAAAUGGGUCGAGGCAUGUGAUAUUCUAUGAUAUGGGUGCUAGUAGUACGUAUGCGGCGCUUGUGUACUUCUCAGCAUAUAAUGCGAAGGAGUAUGGCAAGACCGUCUCGGUGAACCAAUUUCAGGUCAAGGAUGUUAGAUGGGACCCACAACUUGGUGGUCAAAAUAUGGAAUUGCGAUUGAUGGAACAUUUUGCAGAUGAGUUCAAUAAACAGAUGGGCAAUGGGGUUGAUGUGAGGAAGUCUCCCAAGGCAAUGGCUAAAUUGAAGAAACAGGUUAAGAGGACAAAAGAGAUUUUAAGUGCAAACACUAUGGCUCCAAUAUCAGUCGAGUCAAUAUAUGAUGAUCGGGACUUUAGGAGCACCAUUACUCGUGAGAAGUUUGAAGAACUAUGUGAAGAUCUGUGGGAGAAAUCACUGAACCCUGUGAAAGAAGUGCUUAAGCAUGCUAGUUUAAAGGUUGAUGAUAUUUAUGCAGUGGAGUUGAUAGGAGGUGCCACUCGAGUGCCAAAGUUGCAGGCUAAGCUCCAAGAAUUCCUUGGAAGGAAAGAUCUGGACAAACAUCUGGAUGCUGAUGAAGCAAUAGUCCUUGGUGCAGCACUACAUGCUGCGAAUUUGAGUGAUGGGAUAAAAUUGAAUCGUAAGCUGGGCAUGAUUGAUGGUUGUUCAUAUGGCUUUAUGAUGGAGUUGGAUGGCCCUGAUAUACUGAAAGAUGAGAGCACUAGACAGUUACUUGUACAGAGAAUGAAAAAACUCCCCAGUAAGAUGUAUAGAUCUAUUGUACAUAACAAAGAUUUUGAAGUUUCACUUGCUUAUGAGAGUGAAGGCCUACUACCACCUGGUGUAUCUUCUCCUAUAUUUGCUCGAUAUGCAGUGUCUGGUUUGACUGACGCAAAUGAAAAGUAUUCAUCUCGGAACCUUUCUUCUCCCAUUAAGGCAAAUAUGCAUUUCUCGCUUAGUAGAAGUGGGAUACUUUCUCUGGAUCGAGCAGAAGCAGUUAUUGAAAUAUCUGAAUGGGUGGAAGUUCCUAAAAAGGUGAAUCUGACUGUCGAGAACUCAACAGUGGCUUCCCCCACCAUAUCUGUCGAAGCUGAUCCUCAGAAUGCUUCAGAAGAAAGCAAUAACAACCUGCAUGUUGAUGAUGGGAUUAGUGAUACAUCCAACUCCACUUCGAAAGAGCAAAACACCACUGAUGUUGUUAUAGAAAAAAAGCUGAAGAAGCGGACAUUUAGAGUUCCAUUGAAGAUAAUUGAGAAAACUGAGGGACCGGCACUGCCUUUAUCCAAAGAUUCUCUUGCUGACGUAAAACGUAAAUUGGAAGCACUGGACAAAAAGGAUGCUGAGAGAAGAAGAACUGCAGAGUUAAAAAAUAACUUGGAAGGAUAUAUAUAUGCCACAAAAGAGAAGCUUGAAUCAUCUGAGGAAUUAGAAAAAAUUUCUACAAAUGAGGAGCGCCAAUCCUUCAACGAAAAGCUUGAUGAGGUGCAAGAAUGGCUUUACACUGAUGGUGAAGAUGCUAAUGCAACUGAGUUUCAAGAACGCUUAGAUUUGUUGAAAGCCAUUGGUGAUCCCAUAUUUUUCAGAUUAAAUGAACUUACUGAACGGCCGGCAGCAUCUGAAUUUGCUCAAAGAUACCUUGAUGAGCUGAAACAGAUUGUUCGUGAUUGGGAGACAAAAAAAUCUUGGCUUCCAAAAGAAAGAACAGAUGAGGUUGUUAGUGAUGCUGAAAAGGUGAAGAACUGGUUGGAUGAGAAGGAUGCUGAGCAGAAGAAGUCUUCUGGAUUUGGCACACCAGUGUUCACAUCUGACGAAGUUUACGGAAAGGUUUUUGAUCUUCAAAACAAGGUUGCUAGCAUCAAUAGAAUUCCCAAGCCAAAGCCUAAAGUUGAGAAGCCUGUAAAGAACCAGACUGAAAGCAGCGAGGAAAAUGCAAAUGCUUCCAACACAACUUCUGGGGAGAAUUCUGACCAAAAUGAGCAACAUGCUGCUGACAAUUCUGAUGAUUCAUCAUCUAGCGACCAAGUGGAUCCUGAACUAGAGGCUCGUGAUGAGUUGUGAUCAAACAAAAAAACAUGGGAUCCAAAGUUAUCAUUCUUCGUUAAAAUGGAUAGUCAUCUGCUUAGAAGAAUGCAAUAGAGCACCAGCAGCGGUGGGAACUUAAAUGCAAAGGGUUUAGAGUUGUGCCAAUUUUUUUCAGUGAAGGCAGCUUUUCUUGCUGUCAAUGUUUUGCUCAUUUUUGUAGGCUCUGAAGAAGUGUAGCUGAAAGAAUUUCUGCUUGUCUUCUGUCUUCUUCACUAUUCAUGACGAUUGCCAAUCCGAGGACUAAUGGAGCUUUACACUUGUUAUACUGUACCUACAUGAUAGGGGUUUGAUGCAACUGUGACUAGCCAAUGGGGAGUCAUCUUUCAUUUUUCCUCCCAAUUGUUGCAGUCCCAUUUGUCAUUGAAUUUGGCUUUUAGUUAAAUUAUAUCAAUUAUUAAAUCCCACUUCUCUUAUCAAUUAUAUUUAUUAUGAAAUUUGGGACUUUAGUUCCACAGGUUGCCUUAGAAGAGGGCCUAAAAUCCUGUUUAAAGGGCCAACAGUUUUCCCCUACUUAACUCAUACAGAGUCUGCUAUUUCAAUUCUUUUAUUAAUAGCCCCUUUAUAGGCUGUAUAAUUCCUUUUUAUCAUGGACUCUAGCUGCCCAGUAAAUGUGUACUGCGCUUUUGUUUUCUUUUCCUUUUAAUAGCACAACGAAUAUGGAACUUAAAAUGCAAAAAAUAUCAAGGGCGUGCUUCGGAUAACUUUGGUUAUAUUUGAGUCUUGGUUGGGGGCAUUCAAAAAUUAACAGUUAGAAACAUCUAAAAUAUAGAUGUGUUGGUGUAGGAGAUGAGAAGAAAUAUCUAUAUCUAAUUUACAUAUUACAAUGUCACUGUUGGAACAAUAUCAUCAUUAAAUUUUAUUAUGUACAUCCUCUAACAUCAAGGAUGAAGUCUAAUAUAGAUAAGACGGGGCAGAAUACAUUUCAUCUAAUAUAGGAAACUAAAAAAAAAUUGCUUAAAGUCACCGCUUGGUAAAAUUUUAGUAGAUAUGGUCUUCUCAGAUGAACUCACAUUAUUUCAUUAUAUAACUUGAAUUAUAUAUUUCAUAAAUAAAAUGUCAUUAAACAUAAAAUUUUAACUAGGAAAAGGAUAAUUUUUUCAAAAAAAUAAAAUAAAAAUUGUAACCUUUAAAAAUCUCAGGUGGUAUUUUUGCAAAGGAGCUGCGGCGAUUGCCGUUUUCUCGCUAGUGAUAAGGCUCUGCUCUAUCCGUCUCCCUCUGCUCCCUCUCUCUCUCUCUCUCUCUCUCUCUCUCUCCACAUCAACUUACCCAUCGGUCCAAUGUUCUCUCAAAACAUUUCUCUCCCUAAAACCCUAAACCCUCCGGUCUCUCCUCGCCAAUGGAAGCUUUCUAAUCCUCUCCACAAAACCAUAAACCCAACUCGUCCACCCCAAAACCCUAGACCUUUCUCUAUCCAAUCAUUCUUCCAAAGCACUAAGCUCCCGAUUCCCGGUCAAAAUCACACUCACCGGCAGUCUGUCCGGUCAUUUGCGGGCCGGCGUAAGAGACCCUUCCCUGAGCGAAUCGAGGGCACUGAGGAGCUUAUGCGGAAGGCAAAGCGUAGUGCCCGCCGGAAAGCCAAAAAGUACGCCGAGUCCUUCUUCUACCGCCUAAAGAAUCCAAACUCUAAUUACCCAAAUAACUUCUCCGAAGAAGAGCUCCAGAUGAUCGGCCUUGGCUACGACCGCAUGGUCCGAUUCAUGGAAAAAGAUGACCCGAAUCUUCGACACCCUUACGACUGGUACAAAUAUGGUGAAUUCGGGCCGUACUCAUGGCGCGGAAUCGUGCUAGGCGACCCAAUUCGAGGGGGAAUGUCCGACGAAUGCGUGACAUUAAUUGGAGAAGUUCGCGAUCAUGAGGAGUGGGAAAAGAUUGAGCAGUUUGAACUGGCUACGGAAUUCGGACAGAGGUUGAAGAAAAUGGAUAGUAGUGUUGGGUUCAGACAUUUUUGGGUUUUUGUACGACAUCCGCGGUGGAGAAUUUCGGAAAUGCCCUGGCAACAGUGGACAUUAGCUUGCGAGGUUGUGCUGGAGGCCGGAAAGCAGAGGCUGGAUAAAUGGAGUCUGAUGGCUAGGCUUGGGAAUAAGGCGAGACAAAUGAUUACACGGUGUGCCGCGUGGAUGAGGCCUGAUAUAAUAUACGUGAAGAGACCUGUGUACCAGUGCAGGUUUGAGCCUCAGGAUGAGUUCUUUGAGGCGAUGAUACCCUUGCUUGAUCCAGAGACAGAAGGAAAUCACAUGUUUGAGUUGGAGACUGAUGACGGGAGGGUUGAGUUGUGUACCUAUUUUGGAGGAUUGUGCAAGAUUGCCAGGGUGAAUCCAAAGGCUUUCGUGGAUGAUGUUGUGAAGGCAUAUGAGAAGUUGAGUGAUGAGAAGAAGUCGAAGUGUUUGGAGUUUUUGUUGACAAAUCAUCCUGUUCCGCUUUUGCACCCUUACACCGAGGAAUGGAAAGCUAAACUGGAGGAAAUGGAGUUGGGUUGUGACGCUCCGGAUAGUGGUGAUGAUAAUAGUAAUAUGUCAGAAAACAUAAUCACAGAGUGGAUUGAGGAUGACGACGAUGAUGGUGGUGGUGGCGGUGAUGGUAACCAGGGUGAGACAGAGAGUGAAGUCACUGAUUGGAUGCGGGAGGAUGGGGAUGAUGGUGGCAAUGAAAGCGAGGAUGUUUACGAUGAGGAUGAUGAUCCAGAUGAUGCUGGUGCGGACAUGGAAGACAGUGGGGAUGAUGAAUUAGGCAUAAACGGGGAGGAUACGGAUGAAGAAGAGCAGGAGGAGAAAUAUUGGGAUGAGGAGUAUAAAAAGGCAUUGCGUAGCAAUGAAGCAAUGGAAAAUCUGGUGAAACGGAGUGCGGAAAUUUCUACCAAGAACUAUCAGAGGCAGCUGAGGGCAAUGGAAAAGAAAGGAGGAGAGGAAAGCAACACAGAUGGAGAUGAACUGGCCAUGUGGGGACGAAAACCGAAACUGAGUGCAGAAGAAUGGAGAUAUGCUGGGUAUGGUCCAAACCGGAGGAGGAUUAAGAAGAGUAAAAUCCCUCCCGAACUGUUCCUGCGAGCUGCUGUUCGACCCUUCACUUACAAGAAUCUUGUAAAGGAGAUUGUUUUGACUAGACAUGCAAUUCUGGAGGGUGAGAUUGGUCAGAAGCGUUGAUGGUGCUUCAUCAUCUCAGAGGGAAGCUAUAUGAUGGUAAAUUAUAGUUAUAUUGUUGAUUGUCCAAUGCUAUUUGAUGUUUUACAUUGAGGAAAUCCUUGCAAGAACUUUUUUCAGUCUAAUAUUGAAAAUUUAAUCUUUUGGCAGUUGAGCUCUUGUAUCAGUAUGUUUACUUGGGGACUGAUUGAAUCUUCCUCGGUUAGUCCUGAGAAGUGAUGCAUGCACAAAGGCUAUGUGGUGUCCUAAUGGAAAUGUAAAUGUUGUCCAAGUAAGAGAGUACAAUGAAAGUUUUGACAGAUGCAACAUUAAAAUAUGCAACUGUAACUCAUUCUUGAGGAGUUACAAGUCUCGUGUUAACACGCAGAAUGCAUCCCUACCAUCAUGCCUGUGUUUAUGUUUAUUGACUUGGUCAUCUCUGAAUUGCACUAUGAUGGGUUCUAUACUAGCAUUUCUAUUAUUUUUCAGAAACAUGAUGUUCCCAAUUGGGACUUUGUUAUAUGGAUAGACAUAUGAUCUAUGGGGCAAGUAGGAGUACUUUGUGUGCAA